UCUUCCGCAGUUGGCUAGCUUCUCCUCCUUUUAUUAGAGGAUUGCCAAUUUUUGGCUAGCUUUCACCUGCCUUCUCUCUCCCCUAGCCUGCCGGUGCUGCCUCUUUCUCUCUCCUCUCUGUAGGGGAAGGGAGGGAAGUUAGAGACCCAAACCAAGGCCUCGCCGUCGCCGCCGGCCGUCCGGUCGGGUCCUCGCCGCGCCUAUGGCCAAACGGCCGACCGUGCCCAAGUUCGGCACCUGGGACAAGGACAAUGUCGGGUACACGGUCUACUUCGACAAGGUGCGCGAGAACAAGGGCGCCACCGCGCCGCCGCUGCACCGGCCGUUCAACCCCAACGACCCCGAGGAGGGGCCCAUGAUGAGCGUCCCCCCGCCGUCGUCGUCGAGGCCGGCGACCUCGGGCGGCCGCCGGGAGCCGCAGCAGAGGCACCACCAACGGCGGACCGACAGCGGCAGCAGCGCGGCGUCGGACCCGGGCGGCAGGGGCGCCGAGCAGAGCAAGUUCGCGCCGCCGCCGCAGUACUACCAGCGGCCGAGCCCAGAGCCGGCCCAUCAGCAGUACAAUGCCGGCCACCACCAGCACCACAGCGGCCACCACCACCAGCAACAAUCCCAUCAGGCCGAGCACGGGGCUGGCGGCGGCGGCGGCCACCGCGCCUCGCAUGCGCAGAGGCACCACCACCACGCCGGGCCGGCGGCGCGCGCGCGCUCCGCCUCGCCGCAGAGCAACGCCCCGCGAGCGUCGGCCGUGCCCAAGUUCGGCGUGUGGGACGAGCAGACCGCCGCGGCGGCGGCGCAGGGGUUCACGGUGCAGUUCGAGAACGUGAAGCGGCACCGGGAGGUGGCCCGGACCGCGGUGCCGUCCGUGCCGCGCGCGCCGUCGCCACCGGAGGGCGGCGCGGCGAGGCACUCCCAUCAUCACAAGCCCCCCUUCGUGUCCAAGAUGUUCGGAUGCUUCCUUCCCCCGGCCAAACACUGAGAGCAAUGGCCGGCGCAUCUUCAGAUUUCGUUCCCGUGAUUGUACUAUGAUCAGGCUUAGAAUGUUCUUUCAUUUCAUUUCAGUUGCGUGUGGUGAUCGAGCGCUGGGGCGACAGCAGAAGGUUGAGUGGGGGAUUUCAUUACUGUUAUGAUUGGUUUGUACAAAUAUUAUGAUGUAUAAUGAUCUGUAUAUGGUCCUAUGAUCUGCUUAGAUUAAUUACCGAGCAUCCUAAAAUGAUCAUUUGUAAUGAUACAGAAAACACACACCAUUACAUGUUUACGUUGAGGCCAUGGUUUGCCUGACAAAGCAAAAUGCCAAACACACCCAUCCGCAUCAGGUGCCGCCAUAUCAGUUGGACUGUUGGAACGUGACUCACGGACAAUUGGUGCCUCAAUUGUGGCAGUAACUAACCAGAGCUGGCUCUGAGCUCAGAGUGCCUCCAGUUGCCACCACCGUUUGCAGCAACUGACCCAUCCACGGCGCUAGAGCAGCUAAAUGAACAGACGGUGGACGGCGUCGUGCAAGUUGGGGCCGAUAGGGUGGCGGCCGGAGGACAGGGCAGGACGACUUUUGUUAGAACAGAGAAUGCUUCAGAACAAGUAAAGUACACGAGCGGUCCUCAAACUUCUCAUGCCAUAUCAUUCUGAUCCCCGAACUUGUAAAAUGCAGAUUUGGCUCCUUAAUUUUGCUUCGGGUGUCAUUCAGAUCCCCAAACUCGCAAA
This is a messenger RNA of Panicum hallii, 1701 nucleotides long. Its product is annotated as transcription factor MafB-like. The transcript is spliced from 4 exons. Bases 203 to 979 code for a protein of 258 amino acids. NCBI's taxonomy places the organism in Eukaryota, Viridiplantae, Streptophyta, Magnoliopsida, Poales, Poaceae. The record is from RefSeq and is a predicted model, not a curated record.